AUGGAGCAGGAAGUGGCAAGAGAGGAAGAGGAGAAAAAAGAAGGUUUGAUUGAGUUUUAUGACUCCUUCAAGGAUAUGUUUGAGUUCUUCUGCAAGAACACAACCAUCCACGGCACCAUCCGCCUCGUGUGCUCCGACAGCAACCGCAUGAAAACAGCGUUUUGGACUCUGCUUUUGCUGGCCAGCUUUGGCAUGUUGUACUGGCAGUUUGCACUUAUGUUCAGCCAGUACUGGGCCUACCCUGCUGUCCUGACCAUGUCGAUGCAUUCUGAGCCCAAGAUGUUUCCAGCAAUAACUAUCUGCAAUCUGGACCCAUACAGAUUUGAACUGGUCAGUGACCAUUUGGUUCAACUGGACCAAAUGGCAGAAGAAUCUAUUGCUUUUUUAUACGGCAUCAACACAUCAGCCAGCCUAUUCCAUGUGAACGAGAAGAACAUCCAAGCAAAAGACUUGUCAAGUUCAGGCAAUCUCAGCAGAUCCAGCUUCAAACUGAGCCAGAACUUCUCACUCUUGAGAAUGCCUGACCACAAUAACAGGUCAGGAAAGAAAUAUUCCAAGGUGGGCUUCAAACUGUGCAACGCCACGGGCGGGAAUUGCUUCUACAAGACCUACUCAUCCGGGAUGGACGCGCUUCUGGAAUGGUACAGGUUUCACUACAUGAACAUCAUGUCCCAGCUGCCAGUCGUAAUCAACAUUUCUGACCACGAGGAGCAGAUAGAAGACAUGGUCUAUUCCUGUCAGUAUGACGGGGAGCCCUGCAGGCGCAGUGACUAUGUUCACUUUCACCACCCAGUCUUCGGAAGCUGCUAUACUUUCAACAGCAAGGGGACAGACUCCUUUUGGACAGCAACGAAACCGGGAAUUCCUUACGGACUUUCUCUGAUCCUCAGGGCGGAGCAGAAGGAUCACAUCCCCCUGUUGGCCACGGUGGCGGGGGUGAAAGUGAUGAUCCACAACCACAACCAGACGCCGUUCCUGGAGCACGAGGGCUUUGACGUUCGGCCGGGCAUCGCCACCACAAUUGGCAUCCAGCAGGAUGAGGUGAAUCGCCUGGGUGGCAAUUAUGGGACAUGCACAGCUAAUGGCAAUGAUGUGAAUGUCACACUUCUGUACAACAACUCCUACACCCUGCAGGCCUGUUUGCAUUCUUGCUUUCAACACAUAAUGGUUAGAAAAUGUGGCUGUGGUUAUUACUACUACCCACUGCCUCCCGGCGCCGAGUACUGUGACUACAACAAGCAUCCGGCAUGGGGUCACUGCUUUUACCAGCUGUACAGCAGGCUCAGGAAUCACCACCUCAACUGCUUCGAUCAGUGUCCCAAGCCGUGUCGGGAGUCGCUGUACAAAGUGUCUGCUGGAACAGCUAAGUGGCCGUCCGUGAAGUCGCAGGACUGGGUCCGCCAAGCUCUAAGGCACCAGAAUGGAUAUAACUCUACCAGCAACAGGAAGGACAUUGCCAAGGUGACCAUCUUCUACCAGCAACUGAACUACAAGUCUGUCAAUGAGUCUCCUUUGCUCUCAGUGAAUUUGCUGCUGUCCAGCAUGGGGAGCCAGUGGAGUCUCUGGUUUGGAUCCUCGGUGCUGUCUGUGGUUGAGAUGUUUGAGCUCCUCAUAGACAUGCUGGUCUUGUCCCUGCUCUUCUGCUACCAAAGGGUCAGGUCAAAGAAGACGUUAAAAGUGGCUCGUGCUGCUGCCAUCCCCAGCGUGAGUCUGACGCUGCAAAACUACCGCGCGAGGCGCGAGGAGGCUGGGAAAGGCCCCGGGGCUGCUCAUGGAGUGACCAUUGCCAUGGACAACAGCAGCGCCCGGCCCCUGCCGCUGCUCCAGAGGGCUGGGAACGCCAGAGCAUUGCCCAGAUGUGGGGCUUGA
Messenger RNA from Tinamus guttatus (white-throated tinamou), 1869 nucleotides. RefSeq names its product sodium channel epithelial 1 subunit delta (gene SCNN1D). Gene Ontology annotation, molecular function: ligand-gated sodium channel activity. Lineage: Eukaryota; Metazoa; Chordata; Aves; Tinamiformes; Tinamidae. Gene Ontology annotation, cellular component: sodium channel complex; plasma membrane. The record is from RefSeq and is a predicted model, not a curated record. Gene Ontology annotation, biological process: sodium ion transmembrane transport.